AUGGCGGAGAAAUCGCCGCCACCGAAGUCCUCCGCAGCGGCGGGGGAUCAGCCGCCGCCGAAGCCCCACCACGUCGUUAAGAGGAUGCCCAGCGCAGGGCUGCGGGCUGGCUACGUCCUCAAGCACAAGACGGAGAACAUGAAGGACAUUUACAGCCUGGGGAAGAAGCUCGGGCAGGGGCAGUUCGGUACGACGCACUUCUGCGUGGAGAAGGCCACGGGUAACGAGUUCGCCUGCAAGUCCAUCGCCAAGCGGAAGCUCACGACGCAGGAGGAUGUGGAGGAUGUGCGACGGGAGAUCCAGAUAAUGCACCACCUCGCCGGCCACCCCAACGUCAUCUCCAUCGUCGGCGCCUACGAGGACGCUGUCGCUGUGCAUCUGGUGAUGGAAUUAUGCGCCGGAGGGGAACUGUUUGACCGGAUCAUUCAGAGGGGUCAUUACACGGAGAGGAAGGCGGCAGAGCUCGCCCGAAUUAUCGUCGGUGUCGUGGAGGCUUGCCAUUCUAUGGGUGUUAUGCACCGGGACCUGAAGCCGGAGAAUUUCCUUUUCGUUGACCAGAAGGAGGAAUCGCCUCUCAAGACCAUUGACUUCGGGCUUUCCAUGUUCUUCAAGCCAGGUAGAACACAAUGCGGACCUUUACUAAUUUCAUCUUGCUGUCGGAUUGUCCAUGCUCUUCCGCUCAAUCUGGUUUCUUUGGGGAUUCGGGUUGAUGCUUCUGGUUAGAUUGGCCCGGAAGAGUUCAGCUUUUGGGUCCUUUCCUUGACAGAAUUUCAAAAUUAUAUAGUUUGUCAUUGGAUGAGUUGAUUUCCACGAGGGCGGUGGUCGCCUUCUUGGAGUUUCAUCACUCCCACCCUGCUGUCAGGUUUGGGUAGCUGCGACGAAUAUUAGGCAACUGAGAAGAAUAGGCCUAGGAAAAUGAAGAUGGAACUGCCAAGAACAGGAACUGGAGGGCAGAGAUGCGCAAUCAACUACCAUAAAGAAGCCUGAAACUCCUACAGUAGCACAAGCGAAGUCUCUUGGGUUGUUUAAUGAUGGAAGAUCAAUAAUUUAAAGAAGAAAUUCCUCAACAUCCAUGAAGGCAAUAAUUGAAGCCAUAUGUUCACACAACAGCUUUGCACAGGUCUUUAGAAUUGUAGUGCUAGUCAUCUUGAUCACCUGGAAUGUAGCUAUCCUACACAGUGCAAAAUUAUUAGGCGAAGAAGCAUUUUUAAUAGAUUUCCUGUUUCCACUGGUGUCAUGUGUUAAUGUGCUAUUUCAUUAUCUGCCAGAGUCUACAUUCUUCAUGAUGACAUUUGCUUAUUAAAUCUUAUUUUUCUCUCCAGGUUCUAAGCGAAUGUUGGGAUGUUUUGAUUUUCAAACUAAAAUUUGGCAUUCUCUGUUUUUUUCAAAAUAAAUCAUUUGAAAAUCUCUAUUCGGUAUUGUAAGGCAUUAAAAGUAAUCUAGUAUGUAUGAUGUAGGCUAUUGAUGAUCAUAGCUAUACUGAUAGUGGCUGGGUCUGAUGGUGGAUAUCGGCAUCCCCUUUUGGCAUAGCUGAUAUUGGUGUAUGGUUGGAUGCUUUUCGUCACUUUUAAUGUUUUUUAAUGAAUUUGCAUGAUCUAUGCAGCUGUUACGUUAUACUGCCUUUCUAAUAGUGGCUCUUCUCUAAGAUUCAGACCACCUGGUUUUGCCACCCUGCUCGUGGGAAUUAAAAAAAUAAAUGCUCAUUUCCUUGAAGAAUUAAAAAAUAAAUGCUCAUUUAAUUUGUAAUUUGGAAAUUAACUUUUAUGCAACCCUGAUCCAGUUUAUUGUCACGCCCCUGAUUCUUUGGCGUCUGUUUGUUGGGCACCAGCAUACACCAUCACUGACAAUUAUCUUCAGUUUUCUCAUCUAUUCUUUAUUUAAUAAUUUUGUUUCAUUUUUAUAGAUUUUUAGCCCUGUGGAGAGUUCACUCUCCAGUGUAAUUAGGUUCUACUUAAAGGGGUUUUUUUCCCUAUACGUCUGAACUGACCAAGAGUUAUUUUCUUCCAGGAGACAUAUUCACUGAUGUAGUUGGUAGCCCUUACUAUGUCGCACCUGAGGUUCUAAGGAAGCAUUAUGGCCCAGAGGUCGAUGUAUGGAGUGCUGGUGUGAUUAUUUAUAUUUUGUUAAGUGGGGUCCCCCCAUUUUGGGCUGGUAAUUGCCUCCUCUCUUCACGCUACCUGGUUUUAUUAUUUUAAUGUUGUUUAUCUCUGGAAACCAUAUAAUUCUCUGGCGCUUUCAUCCUCAUUGUGUCCAGAAUCUGAGCAAGAAAUAUUUGAUCAAGUUCUACAUGGUUCUCUUGACUUCGAGUCUGACCCGUGGCCGAGCAUAUCAGACAGUGCCAAAGAUCUAGUAAAGAGAAUGCUAGUCCGAGAUCCCAAGAAGCGGUUGACAGCACACGAAGUUCUGUGUGAGUUCUCAAUUUUUUUUCAUUUAUCCUUGUUAAAUGUAGAAUCACCAGGAAAUUCCAUUCUGAGGAUGUGUACAUUUAUUUUUCAAGUAAUAUCCAAGGGAAGAGUACAUCUUUUCUUAGCAUGGAUCUCUAAACUUGUUAAUAUGGCGUUCUUCGGUUCUUACUAUGUUUAUAUUUCUUUACAAUUGACUGAAAGGAGCUGCAAUGAUUUUUCUGUUUGGAUAUUGUUCUUAAGUUAAUGGUGCCAGUUGGUUCUAUGAAUGAACCCAACCCUUUGGAGCUAACAGGUUAUCAUUAUGCUCAUGAUUAAGAAUACUAAUAAGCAUUAAGUAACAUAUAUGCACGUCUUCUGUCAGGUCACCCAUGGGUUAAAGUCGAUGGCGUGGCCCCUGACAAGCCCCUUGACUCUGCAGUCCUGACACGGUUAAAACAAUUUUCUGCUAUGAAUAAGCUGAAGAAAAUAGCUUUGAGGGUAAGUUUCCUGAGACUGUUAAUUUAUCCCGUCCCAGGUUGAAGUUUGGGUAAUUUGUUGGUAUCUCUUCUUACUGGCUCAUAGGCCAGAAAAAAAUUAGUUUCUUUAUUAAUACAGCAGAAAUGAGACAACUAGUCCACCAGUUUUCACAUCAGCCAAUAGCUGCCAACAAUACAAGAUGGAAUAGCUGUCAACAGCCAUUUUUACUUCCCAUUUUGAUGGGUAUUAGAAAAGGGGCCCCAUCUACAUGCAUAUGCCAAGGGGAAAUAGGUGCCCUGAGAUUUGGGACUUUUUGAGCUGUACAGUAACAAAAAAAAUAACUAUGUACUCUGCCUCUUCUGUUCUUCCUUUCUCUGCUACAACAAUAUUUCGCCUUAUGUUCCAGUAAGCUCCCUCUGGUAAUAUUUCUUGAAAGGUGUGUUAAGAAGCAUCACUCGACUCUUAUUUGUUCACUCUUCUACCAGCACCAGCAUUCCGUGGCAUUGGCUGACCAAACAUUUGAUUCCUCUGUGUGUAGUGCCAUGAUUCGACGGCUUGAAUUUUGUAUGUUAUCAAACUCUUAGCAUUUAUAACUAGACACUUAGACGUGAUAGCACACAAAAACUGUAACUGAUUGAUUGUGGAUGGUAUUUUUGUUUUUCCUACUGGUAGUAUUAUGUUAUUCAAAUAAGAGAAACAAGGUCAUCCAUGUGACAAGACAAUAUCUUAAAAUGGAGAUGCAUAUGAUUAUUGUUGGAGGCUACAGGGCAGAUGAGGUGCUGAGAAUGGUAGGGUUGGGGUAGGGAGGGGUGGGGGUGGGGGUUCUUGGGAGGCUGAUUGCCCACUGCUGAUAUGAUUUACGAUGUAUGAUCACAGGUCUAGAGGCUCCCUAUUUUGUGUUGUUUUUGUCCCACAAAACAUUAAACUGGAUUGAAGUUGCGACAAUGACUCUGAUAAUAUUCUGCAUUUAUGUACAAAAAUUAUUUCUUGCAGGUAAUCGCAGAGAGCCUAUCUGAGGAUGAAAUUGCGGGCCUGAAAGAAAUGUUUAAGAUGAUAGAUACUGAUAACAGCGGCCAGAUCACAUAUGAAGAGCUCAAGACUGGAUUGGAGAGAGUAGGUGCUAAGCUGAAGGAAUCUGAAAUCUAUGCUCUGAUGCAAGCAGUAAGCGUUGUUUUCCCUUUACUUUUUUAUCUUUCUAGCCAUCCAUAAUAACCAUAUGCUUCUAUUCUCUCCAUAAAUCAUACAAGAUAUUUAAAAAAAAAAAAAACAGUAACUGGAAUGGACUCGUGUUAGGGCCCUGCCAUUUGACGAGUCGAGCAUAUGAAACAUGAGAGUUUUAUCGGAAAAAUACUACAUUUAGUGGACCUGCUCUGACUUUUGGGGAUUGAAACUGCAGGCAGAUAUUGACAACAACGGCAUGAUAGACUAUGGGGAGUUCAUAGCAGCAACCUUGCACCUGAACAAGGUCGAGAGGGAGGAUCAUCUCUAUGCGGCUUUCCAGUACUUUGACAAGGACGGGAGUGGGUACAUUACCCAGGAUGAGAUUCAGAAGGCCUGCGAGGAAUUCGGCAUUGAGGAUGUGAAGCUAGAAGACAUGAUUCAAGAUGUGGACCAGGAUAACGUAAGAGUCUCUAACCCUUCUCAGUAAAUUCCGUAGUUAAUUUCUAUUCUCACCAUCAAAAGAAUUUAUCUCAUACUUGAUAGUCACUCUAAUGAUUUCAUCAAUGUUCUUCUCACGCAACUGAGAAAUUAAAAAAAUUGAGGAUUUCAGAGUAAAAUUGCAAAUUUUGGUUCUCUAGAUAAACGGGCUUAUCUAGAGCUUAAAGCUGUCCUUAGGCUUGGAUUCAGUUUUGAUUGAGGACUGGAAUCUCAAGCAAGAGAGCACCUAGAACUCGCGAGUUUUAUCUAAUAGAAUAUUGCACGCUUAGUGGGCCUGCUUAAAUGAUGGAAUUGGAUAUAUGGACUUGCAGUAUCUAUUGUCAAGCAUAUGAACCCACGCUGGUCAGAAUUCCGCGGCUGGAGAUGAUCAAACUAAUUUCAUUUAUGUCUUCUGAUGUUCCCCCAGGAUGGACGCAUAGACUACAAUGAAUUCGUAGCGAUGAUGCAAAAAGGGAAUGCGGGCCUUGGGAAUAAGGGUUUGCAGAAUAAUUUCAGCGUCGGCUUCCGAGAGGCACUGAAAAUCGGGUGA
Molecule: messenger RNA, 5049 nt
Organism: Spirodela intermedia
Lineage: Eukaryota; Viridiplantae; Streptophyta; Magnoliopsida; Alismatales; Araceae
Source: the annotation of a GenBank genome assembly